UUCAUUAACCACUGCGCCACGAAGGGAACUCCAAAGAUGUAUUUUAAAAUAUGAUCCAUACACAUGAUUUAUCAGGUAAGCUUAUAUAUUUUUGAAUUAGGCAGCUAUCCCCAAAUACACAGUUUGGCUUUCGCAGAUCUAUCCAAAUACUGCCUCUUUGUAACAAUUCAUUUCUUUCCACUGCUUAAGUAUAAUUUCCUGCUCUCUGUCUCACAAUAUCUUCAACAUAUAAUUCAUUUCUAUUCACUUUAGAAUACUAUGCCAGCUUUCUAAUUGCCUAGACUCUUUCCUAUGAUUCCAAAAAUGCUAAAUUAAUGUUCUCAGGGGACUAAGUGUUAUUUGCAAUACAUUCCAUUACUAUGAUAGACCUGCCUUGUUUCUGAAUUGCAGGGAUGGGGUAGUAAAGACAAGAUUCAGUCUCCCUUUAAAGUUCUCCAACCAACACCCAUUUGCAAUGAGAGAACAUUUAACUACAUGUUCUUUUUAUGUUUGUGGAUGUUGCUGUCAGCCUGCAAUUUUUGCAUGAGAAAACUAUACCUGUUCUAAGCCCAGAACAACAAAGGGGAAGAGACACGAAAAGGGGGAAAUGAUUUUCAGAAAUAUCCAGAUGCUGCUUUGGUCUUUUCCUCCUAUAUUCUCAGGUUUCCAAUUUCAAUUUCUCUUCAAUAAAUAUUUAUGAGGGUUUAAAAGGUGUUCCCUAUCCAUGUUAUGUCCUUUUUUAUCAGUAGAAAUGCCAUGAGGUGUGAACACACUCUAUUUUGGUUAUUUAAAAUAAUUUAGUUAAUGUUAUACAUACUGGUUUGACUGUAUAUUGAGUUAAGAAGAUGCUAAAAUGUAGAAACAAAUAUACUAGUGAAAUCAAAGUUUCUUUGUCUUUGUUUUAUUUCUUAGAGCAUCUUUAAAAUUGAAGAACGCAUCUCAAAUACAGGACUUCUUAAGGAGGAAAGCAUGAGCCACCAGAAUUAAGGAUUGAGCGUUCCAUUAUUCUAUAUUUUUCCCUACACAAUAUUUAGGCCUGGUGCCUUUCCACAGUGUCCUCUGCUCAAAGUCUGUCCUUGAUGUUGAUUCUGUAGUGGACAUGUAUGUGUGUCAGUAUAUGUAAUUUUGCUUUUACAAUGUUGGCAGUAAGAAGAAGCCUACUAAUUUUAUUCAGCAUGAUGACAGGCCCUAGCAUUUUAAUUAUUUUUCAUGUUGUGAGUAAUUUAUUAUUCAUUGGGUAUCUUCCCUGUAAAUCUUGUCCUCACUCUGUAAGAUUUUUCUUUGGUGUCCAACAAAGGGUUUCAUUGCAAUAAGAAUCAAGGUGUGUCUAUGCUUUUACCCAGAGCCCAAGAAAUGCCAGUCUUCCUGACCAGUCCAGGAGUUUGGGGUGGGGAAACAGAGUCAUUAUAGAACGUCUUCAUUCCUCUGCCUAGAGAGCAGCAGAGGCCCAGGCCCUCCUUAGAAGGGCACCUCGAAGCACAUCUUGCUGCAGAGCUGAAUUCAGGACUCAGGGGACCAGGACUAAAAUCAAGCCUUACUGGAGUUCCUGUGCAAGAGAGACCUGGAGGAAUGGAUUGGCUCCUUUUCAGGAACAUUUGCCUUUUGAUCAUUUUAAUGGUGGUGCUGGAAGUAAACAGUGAAUUUAUUGUUGAGGUCAAAGAAUUAGACAUGGAGAAUGGCACCACAAAAUGGCAAACCGUCAGAAGACAGAAGCGAGAGUGGAUCAAGUUUGCUGCGGCCUGUAGAGAAGGAGAAGAUAACUCUAAGAGGAAUCCUAUUGCCAAAAUUCGAUCAGACUGUGAAGUGAGUCAGAAGAUUACAUACCGCAUCUCUGGGGCAGGAAUUGAUCGACCACCAUAUGGCGUAUUCACCAUUAAUCCUAGAACUGGAGAAAUUAACAUCACUUCAGUGGUGGACAGAGAGAUAACACCACUUUUCUUGAUCUAUUGUCGGGCUGUAAAUUCAAGGGGUGAAGAUUUAGAAAGGCCUCUUGAGCUUAGAGUCAAAGUUAUGGACAUAAACGAUAACCCCCCAGUUUUUACACAAAAUGUGUAUGCAGCCAGCAUCGAAGAAAACAGUGAAGCAAACACCCUGGUAGUGAAAUUAAGUGCCACAGAUGCAGAUGAAGAGAAUCAUCUGAAUUCUAAAAUUGCCUAUAAGAUCAUCUCUCAGGAGCCGGCAGGUGCACCAAUGUUCAUCCUGAACAGGUACACCGGCGAAGUGCGCACAAUGUCCAGUUUCCUUGACAGAGAGCAACACAGCACGUACAACCUCCUCGUGAGGGGCUCAGAUCGGGAUGGAGCUACAGACGGACUGUCUUCCGAGUGUGACUGCAGAAUCAAGGUUUUAGACGUCAACGAUAACUUCCCCAUUUUGGAAAAAACUUUUUACUCAGCCAGUAUUGAAGAGAAUUGUUUAAGUUCGGAACUGAUACGAUUCCAAGCAAUUGAUCUUGACGAAGAAGGCACUGACAACUGGUUGGCAAAAUAUGUAAUUCUGUCUGGAAACGAUGGGAAUUGGUUUGAUAUUCAAACUGACCCACGAACCAAUGAAGGAAUUCUGAAAGUCGUUAAGGUGCUGGAUUAUGAACAAGUGCCUAAUAUUCACCUUAGUAUUGGAGUUAAAAACCAAGCUGAAUUUCACCACUCAGUUGCUUCUCAGUUCCGAAUGCACUCGACCCCUGUGAAAAUUCAAGUUGUUAAUGUGAGAGAAGGACCCGCAUUUCAUCCAAAUUCUAUGACUUUCAGUGUGAGGGAAGGAAUGAGAGGAAAUUCCUUAUUGAAUUAUGUGCUUGGUACAUACACGGCUAUAGAUCUGGAUACAGGAAAUCCUGCAACAAAUGUCAGGUAUAUCAUAGGACAUGAUGCAGGCAACUGGUUAAAAGUAGAUUCAAGGACUGGUGAGAUACAAUUUUCUAGGGAAUUUGAUAAGAAGUCAAAAUAUAUAACCAAUGGGAUAUACACAGCAGAGAUCCUGGCUAUAGAUGAUGGCACUGGGAAAACGGCCACAGGAACCAUAUGCAUCGAAGUGCCUGAUGUCAAUGACUACUGUCCAGUCAUUGUUGCUGAAAGGGAAACUAUCUGCAUUACUUCUCCUUCCAUCCUUAUCUCUGCAACAGGCGUUACUGAUCACUCUUAUGGGGCUCCCUUUACCUUCUGUGUUGUUGAUCAGCCCCCAGGGACAGCUGACAGUUGGGAUAUCAGAUCAAUAAAUGCUACCUCUGCAAUCCUGACAGCUGAGCAGGUUUUAUAUCCCUUAGAUUAUGAAAUCCCAAUCCUGGUGAAGGACAGUUUUAACAGAGCAUGCGAAUUGCCACAGAUUGUGGCGUUAAAGGCCUGCGAUUGCGACAGCAACCACGUGUGCUUGUACCUGGGUACCACGGGCAUCCACACUGGGGACGGCAGCUCUGUUACCAGUGUGUCUGUCACUGAUGAUCAAACUGGGACUUCAAAUGUUGGACUUGGACCCACAGGGAUGGGCAUGAUUGCUCUGGGCCUCUUACUACUGCUUUUGUCACCACUCUUGCUGCUCAUGUGUUGCUGCAAACGAAAACAGCCAGAAGGGCUGGGGACAAGGUUUGCUCCUGUGCCAGAGGGGGGAGAAGGAGUGAUACAGUCCUGGAGAAUAGAAGGGGCCCAUCCAGAGGACAGGGACAUGUCAAAUAUACGUGCACCAGUGACAGUGACAGCCUCUAAUACCCAGGAUCGUAUAGAUUCCUCUGAAAUCUACACUAACACCUAUGCAGGCGGAGGAACGGUUGAAGGGGGUGUGUCAGGAGUGGAACUCAAUACAGGUCUUGGGACAGCCGCUGGCUUAGUGGCUGGAGGAGCCGUGAGCACAGCCAGGAAGAGGAGCUCAACGCUAGGAACCCAGCGGGACUAUGCAGACAACAGCCUGAACCUGGCCUUCUUGGACAGCUACUUCUCAGAGAAAGCAUAUGCUUACGCAGAUGAAGAUGAAGGCCGGCCAGCAAACGACUGUUUGCUCAUUUAUGACCAUGAGGGAGCAGGGUCUCCUGUGGGCUCCAUUGGUUGUUGCAGUUGGAUUGUGGAUGAUUUAGACGAAAGCUACAUGGAAACGUUAGAUCCAAAAUUUAGGACUCUUGCCGAAAUCUGCUUAAACACAGAAAUUGAACCAUUUCCAUCACAGCUGGCGUGUAUACCUAUCAAUACCGACCUCCCUUUACUUGGACCAAAUUACUUUGUUAAUGAGUCUUCAGGAAUGAAUCUCUCAGAGGCUGAGUUCCAGGCAGAAAUGGCAGCACCUGAGCCCACAAUUCAUGGGGAUGUUGCAGUGACCGAGACUUACACUACGGCCGAUCCAUGCGUGCAACCCACUGCAAUUGUUUUUGAUCCUCAGCUUGCACCCAACAUUGUAGUAACGGAAACAGUAUUGGCACCUGUCUAUGAUGUUCAAGGGAAUAUUUGCGUACCUGCUGAGUUAGCCAACACACACAAUGUAAUCUAUGCUGAGAGAGUGCUGUCUAGUCCUGGUAUGACUGAUAUAAGCAAUAGUAGCAUGACCGAUGGUUGUGUAGGACCCACAAUGAGUGGCGGUAUUUUGGUAGGACCAGAAAUUCAAGUGAUGCAAAUGGUGAGUCCAGACAUUCACUUAAACCAAACCAUUGGUUCCACAUCCCCAAUGACAUCUCGACACAGAGUAACACAGUAUAGCAACAUACAUUAUUCCCAACAAUAAGUGCUUUACGGUCAGUAUUCUCCAUGGAGACCUUGCACCUUGUAAUCACCAGAAUACCAUCAAAGAUGUAUAUACAGUAUUUAACAUUUUAGCAGUCAACAAAUAUUUGAAAAUUCUAAUUCAAUGAGACUUUAGUUGUAUGUUUUGAGGGGAUAAAUAUGGCCAAACACUAAGGUAAACCUUAAAAAUUCUUCCUGAUUUUAAAUAACAUACAAAAAAAUUUGAUAUUUUUACAUAUUCUGAUACUGUCUAAUAAAUAGCACAUAACUCAUAAGGUGAAUCUUAGGGGUGACUGGGCUAGAGAACUGGUCAUGUAAACCAAGACAGCCUUGUUCUUGAAGGUUGCAAAAGAAGUCUUGUCUGCAUUCACCAGCCAUAUUUAUCCUUAAAGAAGUACUUCUUUUUGUUUGUUUGUUUUUUGUUUGUAUGUUUGUUUUGCUUUGCUUUUUAGGGCCACACCCGCACCAUA
Molecule: messenger RNA, 5146 nt
Organism: Sus scrofa (pig)
Lineage: Eukaryota; Metazoa; Chordata; Mammalia; Artiodactyla; Suidae
Gene: DSG4
Product: desmoglein 4
Biological process (GO): homophilic cell-cell adhesion
Cellular component (GO): desmosome; plasma membrane
Molecular function (GO): calcium ion binding
Source: RefSeq, a predicted model, not a curated record